GCGGUGCAGAAGCGGGUUUUGUGCGCGGCGCCCGUCGAGUUCGUGCGCUUGCUUGCAGCCGCUGGGUUGACUGGGUUCCGUUUCUGCGAUUGUGUGGCGAACCCCUCAACGUCUUUUGUCCACGACUGCCCUGGUCGUCGUCACCGUUGCGAGAGGGCGAAGGAACGAAGACAUGUCAAGCUUUGCGGCCAGCCCGUCGGGCCGACUGUGAGCGGUGUUCUUUUCUCCGUGUGUUGUGCCAGUGGCAGUGGUCGUCGUCGUGGUUCGGCCGGCCGGCCGGAAGUUGUGGCUCCUCUGUUUUGUUGCACGCCGCUGUCAUGGCGGUCCGCCGUGCGGUGUAGCGCGCGCGAGACGUUUCGGCUCGGCCGCGUGCGUGCUCCCCUGAGAGACGGCGUUUUGUCGUUCAUGGCUGCGCCGUUCCUCGUCGCGACCCCGUGCCGUCGUAGUCUAGCGGGGCCGUCGGCUUAACCCCGCCAGGAAUACCGUCUCUUCGCCAUGAUGUCCGGUCCUGGCCUGGACUGGACUGCCGUAGAGAAGCUGAUGCAUGCCGACGAGGAACGCUUCGAAGAGGCCGUCAGCUCCCUCAGCGUGCGGGAGCUGCUGGACCUGGUGUCUGGCCUCCAGUCAGCCAUGGCCGAGGAGCAACGGCGGUUCGAUGCCCUGGGACUGCAGCUGCAGCGGCUGGGCGCACAAGGCGGCGAUCCUGAGGAGCAGAGGGCGCUGUCUGCUGCAUUGUGCGCCUCACAGCUUCGCCUUGCACGGCUCUGCACCCGCAACAUGCGCUGUUUCGCGCAGCAAGCGAUCCAGAAGAAGGAGGGUGAAUCUCGCGCCACAGGCAGCACCAGCAGCGGCGGCGGCAACAGCAAACGGCUGCGGGAACCUUACCGCGACCAGGUCACCACCGAGCUCUCAACAUCGCCGCUUAUCCGGCGGAACCUUCUCGACAUUUCUGACUUUGAUGAGGUUGAAGCAGCCUUUUCCUCAAUGAUGGAAGAUGGUUCUUCUUCCCAGGAGGUCCUCUCCACACCUUUUUCCGCACAAGAGGAGAAUCAUGUUGACAACGACUAUGACCCGAAAGAUUUUGUUGUGCACAGAAACACGUUCAUCACAAACGAGGACUACCACUCUGAGGACUCGACACUGCCUGGCAGCAGCCCUCAACCGCUGGUGCGCGAAGCUUCCAGUGACGUGUCAGACGAUGACGAGGGCGACUACCACCUGCGUUACGAUGAAGAUGAGGAGGAGAUGCAGCAGCGCGGCUACGACUCUCGGCACCACUAUGCCUUCUACCCAGAGGAGACUGAGCUUGAAGUCAUUCCUGAGGAGGACGAGGACCAUGCCAGCAACUCUGAUUGCUCGGACCCAAUGGGCGAGCGGAGUCGAAUGACUGAGCACGAUUCAGGGGUGACUGAUGAGCAUCACAGCAGUGGCAGUGAUGAUGACCGGAGGCACGGCAAGCGGUCAGAGGACACCGACAGCGGACUGCACUCACUUCCGUGGACACGAGACUGUGACUCAUCCCGUGGGAGUCCAGAGACCAGCCCCGACACCAAGGAACGUCCCGAAAUGAAGCACAACAUCAAACCUGAGCCUAAGCAUGAACCAAAGUUAGAGUCAAAGCCAGAGCCAAGACAAGUGUCAAGGCAUUCAAGUGAUGUCCCACGAGCUACUGUGUCUAUUCAAUGCAACGGUCCUGAUUCGCUUCGCAGUGUUCUCUCAGCGCAACAGAAUGACUCAUCACCACGAGGCCCCGAGCUUCUCAAAGGCAGCCGACUGGCUGAACUCAUCAAGAGCUUCGAGCAAGUCUCGGUCAUGACAAACGGCCAGUCGCCACUGCCAUCACGCACCACAACUGCCACCACAUCUGUUAUCACAUCACCCUCACCUACCAUGACCCCGAUGCUGACCGUGACUGCAAGGUCACGACCUGCUGAAGCUGUCACUACGGUAACAGUGAACCACGUAUCUGCAAACGACUCUCCGUCAUGGACGACCAACGGAGGUACAUUGCCUGUCACAUCAACACAUGUUGACCCCUCUGUCGAUGAAGAGCUGUUGCCGAGGAGUUCUACCCUAAUGUGGAAUCCUACUGAGCUCCUGAAGGAACUGUACAGAAUUGAAAUGCCUCAGCAGGGUUCACGGGACUGCGGGGCAUGCAUCAACCGCGAGGGAUACCUGGAUGUGAUGCCUUCAAACCGCAAGAAGGCCACCUACUGGAACCCCUGGAGGCGGCGAUACAUGCGGCUACAGGACGGCAUGCUCUCCUGCCUCGAGAACGAGAAGUCAACAAAGCCACUGGUGAAGAUGCAACUUCUCGGUGGUCAGGUUGACACCCUUGAGAACCACAUGAUUGGGAUCGAUGACAAGAAGGGUCACUAUGUGGCAGUCAAGUGCUCUUCCGAGUCCGAGUGCCGUGCGUGGCUGGAGGCCCUGCAGUCGCACUGCCAGCAGGAUCCCCAACGCAGCUUUGUGCAGCCCGUCGAGAGGCCUCUGCCCUGCAGCAAGCGUGUUGUUAUAGUCGACUUGGGUGGAUGCUCAGUCAGAGCUGGAGUCCUCAUGGAACAGCCUGCUCUACCAACGGUCUACUUCCCGUCGGUCUGCAGCACAGAUCGAACUACAGGCAAGCGCUACUUUGGCCUUGAUGCUGUCCAGCCAGAGGUGCGCAGGAAUUCACAGCUCAGCUUCCCUAUCCUGCCAUCGGCCAAAAUUUCCAAGUACACGAUAGAUGUGGAUGGGCUUCCCGAGCUUAUGAACAAGAUCUUCCGGGACCUGGGCAUCACAAAUCCUUCCGAGUACAAAGUGCAGCUCUGUGUACCGCGUAGCCUCAGCCUGCAGACGCAGGCAGCCCUUGCCGAGGCCCUUCUCUCUCGCGUGGGUGUCGGUGCCCUGAGCGUCACUCACCAGGCCAUUUGUGCUCUGUAUGCCUACAACACCACGUCGGGCGUAGUCGUUGACCUGGGAGCGCGCAUCGACAUCCUGCCAAUAGCUGAUGGAUAUAUUGUGGAAGGCGGUGUGUCCCGGUUGCCUCACGGAGCCCAGCAGCUGACGCAGCAGUUGCGGCAAGCGCUCGCCCAGAAGCAGCUCAGCCUGUUUGGAGAGUUGGAGUUGUACCUGGUGCGCUGGGUGCAGCAACAGGUGUGCUAUGUGGCACCCAACUACCGAGCAGAGUUCAAUGCCUGCCACUGUGAUCCUGCUGCCUACGAGUGCUGCCUGCCCCUGGGACACUUCUUCCAGCCACCCGCACCUCACAUGGAGGCACGGCUGGACCUGGGGCGAUUCCAGUGUCCAGAGGGACUGUUCCGGCCCGAGCUGUGGGGUCUUGACUGCCCAGGUCUUGGCAAGCUGCUGCAGCGUGCCCUGCAGGAGUGUUCGUUGGACGUGCGCCGACAAAUGGCACGCUCCGUGUUCCUGUCGGGAGGCCUAUCCCUGUUGCCGGGAUUACCUCAGCGACUGCAGACCGAGCUGGAUGCCCUCACUCCCGAGUCGCUGCAGCCUAAGGUCCAUGCUUCUCCCUACCGUGUCCACAUGGCCUUCCUUGGCGCAAGCACCAUGGCAUCGACUUCAGCCUUCGAGGAAGUGUGCGUAACGCCGCGUGAGUGGAAGCAGAAAGGUCCAUCAUGCCUCAGUAGGUGGCAUCUGUGACAGUCCCUCACUUGAGCAAAAGUGGAGUGCUUUUUGUGUUUAUAAGAACUUUGCCAUGCAACAUUCGGGGGGAAAAGAACAUGCAACUGGCCUCUACCCUGCCCCAUGCUGACUCAUCCCAGAAUGAAAGUUGCGCAACAAGUACAGCUGUGGAGUCAAGCCACCCAAGAAGUAUGUUGCGCGCAUUGUCAUCUGAUGAAGCGGACAGUCCCAUGGCAGACGGCUUGCAGAGAGCAGACGACCUACAGUCCCGAUGUGGCGAGAAUCGUAGAGCAAGUACAUCCACGGAGAUAAAUCUCAAGCAGAUGAUCCACACCUUUUGUUCAUUUCAUACAACGUCGUGAAUCGUCGCCUCAUCAAGACAGCCCCCAGGCAGACACUCCACAGAGUCGGGCAGAUAUUAUACAUCGGAAGCUACACGCUCUCCGCCAACCAGUUCUGCAAUGUGCCGUGGAAGCAAGCAGCCUCGGCACAUGGUAGACCUGGUACUGUGGCACCAUUCAGUUGCUUCAAGAAAAAAAAGAAAAACUAUGAGCCAUACCAGCACCAAGACCGAUGUGGGCAUCUGCUCUGUCAAUGCAUUCUGCUAAUUUUUUUUAGAAUGUUCUCACAGUGGCAAACGCUCACGUGAGCAGCCCCAAGGCACAGUAGCUCGAGGGUCCAACAGCUUUUGCAUUGUGAGUUGCUCCUAGGUGCACCCUGUCCUUUUGGAGUUUGUAGGUGGCCCUGAUGAAACGACACGCAUUCCAGAGCAGUGUGUGCAUUUGACAGAAAGCCACCCAAGCGUCCUGCUGCAGGUGCACAUGGCUUUGCCCAAUGCUGGUUCUACCUGCCGGUGAUGUUGUGAGAAAAGUGUUCUGUGUGUUUUUAUCGCUGGUGAUCGAUGAGCAAAAGGCCCGCCAAUUGGCACAGGGCAUUUUAGCCACAACUCGUGCGAGUAAGGGACAUUGAUAAAUUUUUCAAGCAGUUAGAAAUGAAGCAACAGCUGCUGGCAUGCAUUCACAGACCAUACCUGCUUAGUUUACCUAGAAAAGUUCUAUUUUCUGUUUCCACGUUAUGUGCACCUAAGCUGCAGAUGCCGUUCAUCAUCGUUUGACUGUGUGGUGCACAGUUGGCUUAAACAUCUUGUUCCACUCUUGUGAAGAAGUAGGCAGCCAAUCUUGAAACUGUAGUUGUGCAGAAGAGAAGGACCCUGUGCCUUUUUGUGGACGUCUUGCCAACAUUUUACAUAUAUGACAAGGUAAAGUCCUCACAACAUGUCUCUCUGCGUGUUUGUGUUUCUCCUAGUAUGUAAAUACUGAUGCCAACUCUUUCUCGUCCUAAAGCAAGUGGGAAAGUUGCUUUUACACGUGACGCCCAGAAUUAUUUUAGAAACUGUGCAUGUAGUCACUGCAGGGCUGCUAGCUUGGGUUUUCAUGAAAAAUAUGUAUGAAAUGAUUGCAGCAUAUAAGAUCGAAAAUUAUCGAAUAAGAACUGUUUGUCUGCUAUUUAUUGUGCUUGAUGGAAAUUUCCGUCCAGUCUGGAAUCUUUCUUGUUGGGUGAUUCCAAGGUGAUGCUUGUAUUUUUCUGCCAUCGUGCCGAAGCAGUCCCGAAGUCAGGGGAAGGUGUAAAUUUUUCAAAAAGCAAUGUCGGUGAUUUGUCUGCCACAUUUCUCCUGUGUUCACUGUGCAUUUACUUUUAUAGGGUUGUUUUCUUUUUCUUUUUUUUUUUUUUUUUUUUUUUUUACUAUUCUUAAGCAAGCUGUCAAUUUUAUGCCACUUUGUACAGAUGCCACUGAAGAGGCAUUUUCCCAAUGUCCACUUUCUCGGAGUUUGUGGUUUCACCUAAUUUAUAAUUCCUUUUCAUUGUUCUGUGUUGACUCCAGGAGUCCCUUAGAAAUAGAGAAUCGUUAACAUUGGCUCGUGUUAUGUGCAAUUUUUUUGUGUGUGAUGUCCUUGUACAGUACAAGUGCUUGGAUUCCAUUGUGCACAUUGUAAUCGCCUAUUCAACUGUUUCUUAAUGCCUGUUCUGUGUUGCAGUGAAGUGCACAAGAGCCUUAAUUCAUGCCAUUUGUGUGAAAGAGAGCAAAACAACCAGAGCUCUCAAAUUUGUGGCACCAGUUUCACCAGAUAGUACCAGUGUAAAUUAUUUUCUUACUGGUCUUGCAGUGCGACUUGCUUUGACUGGGAAAGUGUUACAAUUGCUGAAAAAGGUUUGAGUUUGGGCUUUUCAAGAGGACAAGUUUUUAUUCGAGGGCAUAUGCCCCCCUGGACACGUCUGGUAUUGUGCCUGCAACCUAUCUGCAGGUGCUGCCACCUGGAGUGCAGUUGAAUCUUGUGCCUUUAGAGCAGUGGUGUUCCAUGCUAUGACGAAUUUUUUUCGUGUAUACAGAAAGAUUUAUUUUGCUCGCUUUUCCCCUUCAGGGUUGUGAGAUAUGUUCUUCUAAAUUGUAGGCAUAAUUUGUAUGGCUUACUUACUGUCUGCAUCACGUUUUUUCUUGAUAUGUGCAGUCUUUGCCAAAGGUUUCUAAGCCAACUAAUGAGAGACAGGAACUGCCACAAGAGGGACACUUAGCAGUGCUCCUUUAGCAAAUCUUGUGCUCAGUAACCCAUGAAAGUCAGGACCACUAUACCUUUCGAUCUCCAGGGCUUUGAAGAAGUGUUCGUAGCAGCAUUUGAAUGUUUGAAGGAUACUGUAUUUAAACAUAGCCCUUGUUGUGCCUAUCAACAUUUCGCUGCCGUUACAUUGCACUGUUAAUUAUGGCAAUGUGUAAAAAAUAUUCUGCAUUUGGCAUCAGUAGCAUUCGAGUAUAUAUAAGACAGAUUGCAUUUUAAUUUUGAAGUUACUGCACUCAAAUUUGGAAAUGUACAAUGCACAUAAGUCUCCGAUAGAAUGUUCAACUAAUUAGCUGUGUGCCUAUGGUGUCCCUAAGAUUGGUAGAACUGUUCUUGAAAAAAUAAAGCACUUCGCAUGAAAGCUUACCUAGGUGUUGCAUCAAAAGCACAACACUGGGACCGCCAGCAUACCUUCAGUUUGUCAAGAGGAGUGGACAGUUGUCAUAACCUGCCAUAGGCACGCCUGGCUCCUGUGAACCAUAUUGUUUUCUUCACUCUACUUUCUAUCAGAAUGGAGGAAAUUUAUUAUGAAAUUUUAAUGCUUUCGAUUAGAGUGGUUGAUUCCCUCCACAGUUUUCACGUCUCCCCAUGGUCCUUUAAUGGUCCUCAGAUGUUGUCGGGUAAUUCUUCAAAGAAGGAAAAAAAAGCUUGACGUGGAAAUAUGAGCUUAGUCAUUCGACGUUUUGUACAUGCUGGAACUGUGAAAGAAAGAGUGUACAAGGAAAACGCAUAAACAGGACGAGCGCCGACUUCAACUGAUAAUUUAUUAUGACAGCACAGUUUAUGCCAAAAACAAGAGGGAAAGGGAUGAGGCAAGUGAGAGGAGAAAAUUAUGUCUAAACAAAUGAGUCGUGCAUUUUUUUAUACAGCUGCCAAGUCUCAAUUAAUAUAACCUUUUUUUUUUCUCUAUGCCACUGAGGAAGUGCUCACACAUUUAUUCAUUUUAUUAUUGAUUCCGAAGGCUGGAAAGAUUUCCUUUUACUUAGUCAAUAAAAGAACACCGAUUAGAUUGUCAUGUUAUUUAGCGAGAACCGUUAUUGGCUUUAGUGGUAACUUAUUUAUCCUAAGGGAAAGCAUGUAUAUUGAGUCAUGUGUUGCACCAGUUCUAAACAAGAUUUUUUUAGCCCAGUGUGAUGAGGGUACAAUAACGUGCCCUCAAGGAACAAAAGUAUCCAGGGUUUUGUUCAUAGAUAAAUAUCAUGUGGUAGCGAAACCGAUCGAGCCUUAGCAAAGGGACAGCAUUGUUGGCGUUGUGCUGGACAUUUUGCAUGCUUGUUCAAAAGGCCAUCACUUCACCCAUGAAUCGCCAGAGGUUGACGCCCUACAGUAGCUUCUUAAUGUGUCUUACAAUUUAAUGGAGCCGUGCUGCAGAUAUGGGCCAUGGUUGAAAAAAUAAAUUUUGAAAUACGAUUCUGCUUAUUCUAGAUUGAUCAAAAAGGAAAUGAAAUCGCUGUCAGCGCCUGUCCUCUUUGUGCGUGUUCUUUGUCUCGUCUUUCGUUUGCACAGCCAGCGUGCAUGAAAAAAGCCUUGUGAAGAUUCCAUUUUCUCUCAAGAUUUGCCACAGAGCUCUCUAAGAAGGGGAACUUCCCUGUAUGGAACAUCACUGCCUCAUCUAAGCUGUUAUCUGAGAGAGAGAGAGAGAGAACUUGCAUGUUAUUAGUGUAUAAAGCAGUGCCUGCCAAUGAAGUCUUUCAAUAGGAACAUAGUGUUAGAAUUGCCUUUCAAAACCAGCAGUGCAUACUGCCCAGAAACUGACUGCAUCCUGUGAUGUAGUGAUCGCGCCAGACCAGAUGUGGACUCUAGUUGAGACCAUGCAAAGUCAUGUUCCACAACAUACACACACAUUGUUGACCUGAUCCUACUGCCACGUUAAACCGUUUCUGAUACUUAUUUGGCAUGACUGGCAUUUCAUCGUUUGAUGACAUUGAAAAGGCACCAGUUACAGUGGCAUCAUACAAAAGCACUUGCUAGAAGACUCAUCAGCCUUCAACCAAAUAAUUUGCAUCUCCAAAUUGAAAACCAAUUGAAAUUGAAAGAUUGCCUGUGAGAAAACGUAUGAGGGAAGCUUACUCAGUCACUGGGCAUAUCCUUCAUUGAUCCUUCUCUGAGAUGCUUCCACCAUUUUGUGAUAAAGUGUGCAGCGCAAUACCUCAUCGAAACAGCAGGCGUUCUGCCUGCUGGAUUAGGUAAUCAGCAUGCACUGAAAUUAAGCGAGAUCACUGAGAGUGAUCAAUCCAGAAUAUGGUCUUAAGGCAGCAAUGAGCAAGAAAAUGAUUCCUGUUGCUGUCAGGUGUAAACUCCAAGCAACCCAUACCUUUAGCUGAGGUAUGAGACAUUGAUGACAUUUUUUUUUUUUUUUGUCCCUGAGGCAUUGUGGGUGUGUUUGGGGAGAGCUGUUAGGCAGCAUUUCAGUCAGUCAUUGUAGUUAGUUUGAUACUUCAGAUGAGCGGCUCAUCUUGACCGCUGUUCAUAAGAGCCUGCCAUGUACAAUGUGGCAUGGUGACUGUCACAGAUGACCUCUCUUAAAUGCAAGUUAGAAUAAACUACUUGUUCAGACAAGAAAGCUGCUACUAUAACUGAAUGCACAAGUAACACACGGGCCAAUUGUCAUAAUGGGUCAUUGUAGUAUCGAUGAGGUUAAACAUUUAAAGUUGUGAAGGUGAGGCCUCGCACAACUGAAGCAACUUUACACUGAAAGUCUGGGGUCUAACUAGGCAGUCGGAAUUGUUUCGUGUAUUGUCAGCAUUGAAGCCACAUCAGGACUUCAGUCAAGAUGCCAAUUAAUUGGAAGCAGUUUCUUUACAUUCCUUAAUUUGUGAAGGAUUGAAGAUGCACUUUGUUCCAUCUCAGUUUAAUAUUAUCUUCUGCUUUGUUUGUGAAUCGGCUGUAGUUGUGGAGUGUUUCGUGUGAACUUCUUGCUUCAAGGAACAGCAGGGAGGUUGGACUCUUUAGACGGGCAGGUAUUGGCCCUAACACCCUUGAUGUUGUAAUCACUAGUGACUUGUUCUUAGAAGUGCAAAAUAUGUGCAUUUUUUUUUCGCUCUUGCAUAGACGGGAGUUUUUUACGAUCUUGCUUCACAACGUAACCUAAGCGGUGACUCACUACAUUACCCUGUCUUGCGCUGCUGCUGUUGAUGAUGCCUUAUUUAAUGAUUCCAGUGAUUUUUUUUAUGUGGCAGUUGUUCUCUAUGUGAGCCCUGUUUCUUUCUUUUUUUUUUUUUUGCCCUCGUUUUUCAUGUCGCAAAGGCAGCUGUUCAUCAAGGGCAGCAUUUUCAUGAACCUAUUUUUUCAGUCAUGAAGCUUUUUGAAUAAUCGUGUUAAUAAGUGCAUUGCUAAUAUUGCCUUGUCAUACAGAUUGUGUCAAAACACAAACAUUUUGAAUGUUAAAUAAUACUUGAAUAAAAGAAUGUUCACAAAAAAUCAA
Messenger RNA from Dermacentor andersoni, 9660 nucleotides. Lineage: Eukaryota; Metazoa; Arthropoda; Arachnida; Ixodida; Ixodidae. The record is from RefSeq and is a predicted model, not a curated record.